This is a messenger RNA of Protopolystoma xenopodis, 549 nucleotides long. Lineage: Eukaryota; Metazoa; Platyhelminthes; Monogenea; Polystomatidea; Polystomatidae. The record is from the annotation of a GenBank genome assembly.
AUGACAGCCGAGCCCAGAACAGCCCAUCGGAAAAGUGGAACUCUGGAACUUGCUAGCGUAGCAAGGAUCUUUGGGGUCUCCGAGGCUCAAGCCUGGGUCUACUGUUCAGGUCGGAGGAUUUAUGAGCGGCAAAAGCGUGCUGCUUGUCAGAUUGGAUGUCUUGUAAGGAUGGCAUCGGCGCUUUCGCCUCUCCUUUCUUCUGCUCCUCCUCCUACUUGGCGGAUUCACUCUUUUCUGUAUCAUUUCACUUCACCGCCUUCAUCACUUCAGCCAAAAGGCUUCCGUCCAGCCGGACUCGAGAUGGUCGCCUGGCAGCCGGCGACAAGUGGCGUCAACCGCCUGCAGACUGCCCUCCUCCCUCCUGACUCGGGGCGUCACCGCGGCGCCGGCCUCGAGACUGGCACCGCUCAUCUGUCCGGACCACUUCAUGCUAACCGCUCUCGAGCCGAAUCGGUCUUUUUCACUCGCGCAACAUCUGCCCACCAGAGCCUGGCUGCGUCACGGACGUAUCCGAAUCAGUCGGCCGGCAACUGGCGUCGGCGUCGGCGU